Molecule: messenger RNA, 993 nt
Organism: Malassezia vespertilionis
Lineage: Eukaryota; Fungi; Basidiomycota; Malasseziomycetes; Malasseziales; Malasseziaceae
Exons: 1
Coding region: 1-993 (330 amino acids)
Source: RefSeq, a predicted model, not a curated record
AUGCUACAACAAGUCUCACGCCGAGUCGUACAACAAGUAUACGCUGCUGAGCAGCACGAAGGUGUCAAUGUCAUUGUCCGUCGUGCGCUUGGCAACCGCGAGCUGCGCAACCUGUCUCCCUUCCUCAUGCUCGACGAGUUCAACGUCGGCGAGGGCUCUGGCUUUGCGGACCAUCCCCACCGCGGCCAGACGACAGUGACCUACAUGCUCGAAGGGUACAUGCAGCACGAAGACUUUGCAGGGCACAAAGGCAACAUUGGCCCCGGCGAUGUCCAAUGGAUGAUGGUCGGCAAGGGUAUCAUGCACGCCGAGAUUCCCAAGCACCGCGACGAGAAGGGCAACAAGCUCCCUUCGCCGCACGGUCUCCAGCUCUGGAUCGACUUGCCGCCAGAAGCGAAGAAGGCCGACCCGUCUUACCAAGAAUUUGUCGGCGCGAAUCUUCCGUCGGCUACCCCGCGUUCGGACGAGCCCGCUGAGCGCGAAGGCAAGGGCUGGCACGUCAAGGUUGUCUCUGGUGUGAGCCAUGGCGUCAAGUCGCCGCUCAAGCUCCCGCAAAACGGCGGCUGCUACUAUAUGGACGUGCGCCUCGAGCCUGGAGGAUGGAUUUUCCAGGAUAUUCCGCACGGCUGGAACGCCUUUGUCUAUGGCAUGGACGGCCAAGUUAAGAUUGGAGACUCGGACAAGAUCUUUGAUGCACACAACACGCUGGUUCUCUCGAACCCUGCACUGCAUUCCGAGACAACCGACGAGGCCAAGCACGUUCUGAGCAACACCGAUGGCGUCCGCAUCGAGAACCUGAGCCAGGACAAGCACGCACACGUGUUUGUGAUUGCCGGUGAACCCAUGACGCACGAAGUCGUACAGUACGGUCCAUUUGUGAUGUCCUCGAGGAAAGAGGUGUACGAGGCCAUUGAGGAUUUCCAAAAUGCACGCAACGGCUUUGAGCGCGCGGCAAACUGGCAGUCUGAUAUUGCCAAGACCCUGCGCCACUGA